GUCAGCCACCGUAUUUACUGUCCAAUAACUAUUUUUGGCCCUGAAUGCUUCGACUUAACCCCCUUCUUUCCCUGGAUCUUUUCCAAAUCUCUUGAACCUUACUACCUCUUUUGCUAUCAUAGUAUUCUUUUUAGACAUGAUCGCUCUUGAAAUACAUAUUUCAAGUCCUCACCAAUCCACCUCUGGCUCAUUGAAGACCUUCGCUAUGAGGCCUGGCUGGGUGAUAUGUACCUCAAGUUUAUGGAAAAAUUUGGGCAUUCACGAAUUCUUAUUAGUCAUUGAACAUAAGGUUCAUGUAGAUAAAGCUCUUCUGUGUACCGCAAUCCAUUUAUGGGACGUGGUUACCAGCUCAUUUCAUUUUAGGAUUGGGUUCAUGAGUUCCACUCUCCAAGACUUGGCCUUUAUACUUGCGAUGCAACUAGAUAGCCCCGAAGCCAACAAUGCCAUGGAAGCUCCAAAAGAAGAAGAUAAGAGAACUAAACUUGCUUCAAGACUAAAAAAACUCAAGGCAAAAAUGGAGUCUUCCUUGGAUGGUAAAACUAAUGAGAAGAAGAUCAUUAAUAACUUGAAGAGCCAAAUCAUCGAUCUCCAAACUGAGGUAAGGAUUCUUGAAAAGUCAUUGGCUGGUAUCCUUUACAAUAAUACUGCCACACUCAGAGACUUUGAAAAUGUUUAUGCCAAGGUGCUUGAACGUGAUGACAAGGUUCCUGUCCUUACUGAUGAGAGAGCCUACAUUGAAGUUACUACUACGGCCUCCAUUGUAUCUUGGAAUAAAUUAAAAAAGAUAUGUGAUGAGUUGACUAUCCCUUCUGAAGAGCUUGUCCCCCUAUUACACAUAUGCCAAUAGAAGAUGUGUCAUUGGCUAGUGAUGAACUCAUUGAGGAGGCUCCUACUAAAAAUGCACCUCCUACUGUUAACAACCCCUGAACAAUCUCUGGAUCUGUUUGGACUUUUGUUGUUGGAACUAUUUAUUUUGGGAUUUUAUGGUGGUGUUUUUAUUUUUUUUCGUGCAUGUUUAUACUACUUUUUUGGAUAUUUGAGAAAUUUUUUUG
This is a messenger RNA of Tripterygium wilfordii, 1052 nucleotides long. RefSeq lists its product as uncharacterized. The coding region runs from base 137 to 847 and encodes 236 amino acids. The record is from RefSeq and is a predicted model, not a curated record. The transcript is spliced from 2 exons. Lineage: Eukaryota; Viridiplantae; Streptophyta; Magnoliopsida; Celastrales; Celastraceae.